Molecule: messenger RNA, 2808 nt
Organism: Fragaria vesca subsp. vesca
Lineage: Eukaryota; Viridiplantae; Streptophyta; Magnoliopsida; Rosales; Rosaceae
Product: glutamate receptor 2.8-like
Exons: 5
Coding region: 1-2808 (935 amino acids)
Cellular component (GO): plasma membrane
Molecular function (GO): glutamate-gated receptor activity
Source: RefSeq, a predicted model, not a curated record
AUGAUGAAGAAGAACCAUACCAACCUUCACCUUCUUAUCUCUAUCUUUUUCCUCUCUCCUUUCUGUUCAUGGGUUUCCUUAGCCCUGGCACGAUCUGAAACUACUAUCCCAGUGAAUGUGGGGGUUGUUCUCGAUGACGUUAAGUAUUCAGUAACCAAGGAUAUUUGGUUGAGUUGCAUCAAAAUGGCUCUUGUCGACUUCUAUGCUACUCAUGCUCUCUACAACACUAGGCUUGUCUUGAACACUAGGCACUGUAGAGAAAAUGUUGUCAGUGCAGCUGGUGCAGCUCUAGAUCUGAUAAAGAAUGAACGAGUGAAAGCCAUCAUCGGACCUGUGACUUCCAUGCAGACAAGCUUUGUCAUUAAUCUUGGAAACCAGGCUCAUGUUCCUAUUAUAUCAUUUUCUGCAACUAGCCCUUCUCUUACUUCUCUCCGGAUCCCCUAUUUCUUUCAAUUUGCACAAAUUGACUCAUACCAAGUGAAAGCUAUUAGUGCAAUUGUUAAAGCCUUUGGAUGGAGACAAGUCGUGCCAAUCUACAUAGACACUGAGUAUGGAGAGGGAAUCAUACCAUACCUAACUGAUUCCUUGCAAGAGAUAGAUUGUCGUGUCCCAAACCGGAGUGUCAUUUCCUCAUCAGCCACAGACGGCCAAAUCGUUCAAGAACUUUCCAAGUUAAUGUUGAUGGAAACCAGAGUCUUCAUUGUCCACAUGACAGCUAAUCUAUCCUCUAGACUAUUUGUCAAGGCAAAAGAGAUUGGGAUGAUGCGCGAAGGUUAUGUGUGGAUCACUACUAAUGAGAUACUUGAUAGAUUACAGUCUCAAAAUUCUACAGUCCUCAAUUCCAUGCAGGGUGUGUUGGGUGUACAAACUUUUGUUCCACCAACACCAGAGCUUGAAGCGCUCAAGGAACGGUUGAAUCGGCAAUUCCAUAUAGACAUUGGUGCUGAAUUGGAUGUUUUUGGACUUUGGGCUUAUGAUGCUGUUUUUGCACUGGCCAUGGCAAUUGAACAAGUAAUUGGACCUACAACUAGCUAUCCCUUCCAAGAGCCAAAUGUUACUUCCAGCCACUCGACUGAUCUUGAAGGUUUUCCGGUCUCUCCAUAUGGUCCAGAACUUUGCAAAACUCUGUCAGCUGCUAGGUUUCAAGGCAUAGCUGGACAUUUCAGUGUUGUUGGUAGGCAACGUGAACCAUCAAAAUUUCGGAUAGUCAAUGUUAAUGGUAACGAGGCAAGAACAGUUGGAUUUUGGUCGCUGAAAGAAGGCCUAGUGAAAAGAUUGAAUUCGUCAGCAAACUCAAGUAAACUUUCAAGUACAAAAUUUAAGUUUGGACCUAUUAGGUGGCCGGGAAAUUCUUCAUCUGUUCCCAAGGGUUGGGAGAUCCCAACAAAUGGCAAGAAAUUGAGAAUCGGAGUUCCUGUCAAGGUUGAUUUUACUGAGUAUGUUAAGGUAACAAUAAACCACAGCGCUCACACAACAGAUGUUACAGGCUUCAGUGUCGAUGUCUUUAAGGCUGCAGUGGAAUUACUACCAUAUGAUCUUACUUACGAGCUCAUUCCCUUUGCAAACUCCAAUGGCACCUGCGCAGGCACUUAUGAUGAGUUGUGCUAUCAAGUAUAUCUUGGGAAGUUGGAUGCUGUGGUGGGAGAUACUACUAUUAGAGCAUACAGGUCAUUAUAUGUGGACUUUACAAUGCCAUACUCAGAAUCUGAUGUAGCAAUGGUCGUGCCCGUCAUCGACUUCAAGAGCAAACAUGUAUUGGCUUUCUUGAGGCCUUGGACAUGGGACCUGUGGCUAACAACUUGUUUUUUCUUUGUCUAUAUUGGUUUUGUGAUUUGGGUUCUUGAACAUCGAAUUAACAAGGAAUUUCGCGGCCCUCUCUCGCAUCAAGUUGGCACCAGUAUCUGGUUCUCCUGCUCAACCAUGGUGUUUGCACAUAGGGAGAAAGUUCUGAGCAACUUGGCUAGAUUCAUUAUGAUCAUCUGGGUUUUUGUCGUGCUUAUAUUGACAAUAAAUUACACAGCCAGUUUAUCAUCACUGUAUACAGCUGAACAACUCAAGCCAGUUACUGAUAUAAAUGAUUUACUUAGGAAUCAGGAUAACGUUGGCUACUUCAAGAACUGUUAUGUUUACGAUCUGUUGAAACAAGUUGGUUUUAAUGAUUCCAAGCUGAAGGCAUAUGAAAGAAUGGAAGAAGUUGAUGAAGCUCUUUCGAAAGGGACUGCAAAUGACGGUAUUGCUGCUGUUGUUCAUGGAACCCCAAAGAUGAAGCUUUUUCUUGCCAAAUAUUGUUCUAAAUAUACCAUGAUUGAAGCGAUAUUUAGAACUGACGGAUUUGCCUUUGUGUUUCCAAAACGUUCCCUACUUGUAGACGAUGUUUCACAGGCAAUCUUAAACAUUACAGGAGGAGAGAAGAUCAUGGAACUUGAAAACAAAUGGUUGAAGAAAGAAUCCGAUUGCCAAGAUUGGAGUGGCACAAAUAUUCCUAGCAUAAGUCAUGGGCUUGGUGGCUUUUGGGUGCUAUUCCUCAUUGCCGGGUUGGCUUCAAUACUCGCUCUAAUCAUAUUUGUAGCUUCCUUCAUUCACAGGCAUAGGUACGUAUUGGUGCAACCGGGUUAUUCAGAAGCCUCGACAUGGAGAAAGAUCCGAGCUCUGUUCAAAAUUUUCAAUCAAAAAGACCUCGACUCUCACACUUUCAAGAGGAGUGAAAGUUCGAGAUGCAGAAAUGAAGUCACCAAACAACUUCCCCAGAACUGUAGUUCACCAGAAUCAGGAUCACCCUCAAACAAACAACCUCAACACUGCUCCUGA